AUGCAUGUUCUUCAAUUCGCAUCCAAGAAGUUAACCGUAGCUGAGUCCAAAUGGCCAAUCUACGAACUCGAGGCCUACGCCAUUGUCUGGUCCACCCCCCACUCCGCUCGUUACCUGCGCGGCAGAGAGUUCAUCGUCAGGACAGACCAUCAGAGUCUCAAGUGGCUUUGGAGUACGGAGAAGUCGAGAAUCGCUAGAUGA
Messenger RNA from Gregarina niphandrodes, 201 nucleotides. RefSeq names its product putative Gag-pol polyprotein. The record is from RefSeq and is a predicted model, not a curated record. Lineage: Eukaryota; Apicomplexa; Conoidasida; Eugregarinorida; Gregarinidae. Bases 1 to 201 code for a protein of 66 amino acids. The transcript has a single exon.